Messenger RNA from Beta vulgaris subsp. vulgaris (sugar beet), 2954 nucleotides. RefSeq names its product VIN3-like protein 1. Bases 712 to 2673 code for a protein of 653 amino acids. Gene Ontology annotation, biological process: epigenetic regulation of gene expression; vernalization response. The transcript is spliced from 6 exons. The record is from RefSeq and is a predicted model, not a curated record. NCBI's taxonomy places the organism in Eukaryota, Viridiplantae, Streptophyta, Magnoliopsida, Caryophyllales, Amaranthaceae. Gene Ontology annotation, molecular function: protein binding.
CCAUCAAGAAAGAAGAAAAAGAACAAAAUUGAAGAAGAAGAAGAAAGAAAGUGUUGUUUGAGUAUGUACGACCUUGUACAUCUCACGCGCCUCUCUCAUCAACCUUCCAUGGUAGAGAAGAAAGAAUGAAACUUUCCAAUUUCUAAGUUAAGAGAGAGAAAGAGAAAAGAGUCCAGCCUAGGUGGGCAUUAACCAACUACUAACAAACAGGGGAGACUUUUCAUUUUUCAUCCAAUUUACGCAACCAAAAUUGAAAAUACUACUCUUCUUCUCUUCCUAUACCACCAAAAUAAAACUCCCCUAUUUUUUUUUCCAUAUAAUUCUUUCUAAGGUUUUUAUUCUCCCUCCAAAAACCCUAGAUUUACCCCUUUAAUUCACCUUCAUCAAACCCAGUAGAGGAGGAAAAAGGAGGAAUGACUAUGGAAGAAUAUCUAAGCGAUUCAUUGUUAGAUGGAUGGAUAUCUGUUGGAGUUGAAAACUGGCUGUUUAGAGCAUGAGUUUGGAAGAUCAAAUCCCUACAAUAGGUAUUCAAAAAUCUUUAUUAGUGUGCAAAGGACCUCGGAGAAAAAUGGAAAUCCCAGUUAUACUUUGAGAUGGUUAGAACUUUUCUGGAGAAUUCCUGAAAUCUGUUCCAAACUCCAAAGAGAGCGAUCAAGACUUUUUUUUUUUUGACAAAGAAAAUAAAAAUUAGAAUCCUCUCUGUAAGGCAGUAUGAUAGAACCGCAGCUGAAAGCAUGCAACAAAAAUGUGAAGAAUCCGGAGAGCAGGAAGACUGCUUCCACUUCGUACAAUUCUGCUUCUAGGAAGCAAAGCAGGAAGGGAGAAAAUCCUAUUCGCAUUACUCCGUUAGGAGAGCAAUCUUCUGAUUUUGGAUGUUCUAGUACUUGGAUAUGUAAAAAUUCUGCAUGUAGAGCUGUUCUGUCUAUAGAUGAUGCGUUCUGUCGGAGGUGUUCUUGCUGCAUCUGUCAUCAAUUUGAUGAUAAUAAAGACCCUAGUCUUUGGUUGGUUUGUGAAUCCGAGUCUGGGCAGGGUGAUUCUUGUGGAUUAUCAUGCCAUAUUGAGUGUGCAUUUCAACAAGAAAAGCUGGGAGUUGUGAACCUUGGGCAAUACAUGCAUUUGGAUGGGAGUUACUGUUGUUCUUCUUGCGGCAAAGUCUCUGGGAUACUUGGGUGUUGGAAAAAGCAAUUGGCUAUAGCUAAGGAUGCUCGACGUGUCGAUGUGCUUUGCUAUAGAAUAUUUUUGAGUUACAGACUCCUCGAGGGCACAGCUAAGUUUAAGGACCUCCACGAGAUUGUUGCAGAAGCUAAAACAAAGCUGGAGGCAGAGGUGGGUCCUAUGAACGGAGACUCUGUCAAGAUGGCCAGAGGUAUUGUUAGCAGGCUUGCUAUUGCUGCAGAUGUGCAAAAGCUCUGUUCGCACGCGAUUGAUAAAGCUAAUGAAUGGCUCGCCAACGUUUCUAGCAUUAGUUCAAAUUGCAAAGUGGAUGCACUUCCUGCUGCAUGCAGGUUUCUAUUUGAAGAAGUUACUUCUUGUUCACUUGCUAUAGUUUUGAUAGAUAUCCCCACACCAAUGACUGAUUCUGUCAAAGGCUACAAGCUAUGGUACUGCAAAAGUAGACAGGAGAUUUUUGCAAGGGAGCCUACAUCCGUCUUUCCAAGGGAGAAAAGAAGAAUAUCUGUAAAGAAUCUCAAGCCUUGCACCGAGUACACAUUCAGAAUAGUUUCCUACACAGAAGCUGGUGAUUUAGGUCACUCUGAGGCUAAGUGUUUCACCAAGAGUAUGGAGAUCGUUAGUAAGAAAACCACCACAGUGGGUUGUAAGAAGGAAGAUCCUUGUGUUGAGAGGAGCUCCUCGAAUGCAAAGGAGCAACACAAUUCAAAUUUGGCUGCAAUAUCUUCUGGAUUCAAGGUGCGGGACCUUGGGAAAAUCUUGCACCUAGCAUGGGCCCAAGAACAGGGUUGCCUUGAAGGUUUCUGCAGUGCUGAUGUAGAACAAUGCUGUGGAGUAACUAAAUGUGAAUCUCCAAAAGAUCACCAGUCACCUCCACCUGUUUCUCGUGAGCUUGACCUAAAUGUAGUUUCAGUUCCUGAUUUAAAUGAAGACCUUACCCCACCCUUAGAGUCUUCAAGGGAUGAAGACAACGGAUGCACGCUAGAGCGUGCUACUGGGCCUGAUGAUGAUGCUGCUUCCCAUGGUGUUGAGAAGAAUGGGCUUGGGCUAGCCAGGUCAAAUGGUAGUGGGCCAAGUGAUGAGUCUCAAGCUUGGGCUCUCAUCCGAAAUGGAGAUGUGCCUGCUGUUGAUUCCUUGGCAGAGACCCGUCGGAAGAGGUCUUCAAGUGCGAAUGAAGAGACACAUGACUGUGACAGUACUCUGAUAAAUGGAUCGCCAUUUCGGAUUUCGGGCGGGCCUGGUUCUCUAGACGGUAACUUUGAGUAUUGUGUGAAGGUCAUCCGGUGGUUGGAGUGUGAGGGCUAUCUAAAACAGGAAUUUAGAUUGAAAUUAUUGACUUGGUUUAGCUUAAGGUCUACUGAACAAGAGCGUCGGGUAGUCAGCACUUUCAUUCAAACUCUGAUGGACGAUCCAAAGAGCUUAGCAGGACAGCUAGUUGAUUCCUUUGGAGAUCUCAUAUCCAGCAAGAGGCCCAGGACUAGUUUCACUAGCAUUCCUUCCUAAAUAAAUCUUAACUAAGGACGGCACACAUAUCUUGGAUACAAUUCAGAUGUUUAGGACACAAUUUUUAGGAGGCAGUACCUGAUUUUCCGCCAGAAAGGGAUUCCAUCAGUGGUUAACUGCACAUUUUAGAAGGUAUUUGUUAGAUUUUCAUUGACCACAUUUGUAGAAAGAUUCACAUUGAGACAAUCAUUGUUGCCUUCUCGCAUUGAAGGAAGGAUAUAUGCUUCAAUGAAUAUUUAAAUUCUAGUUCAAUUUACUAAUUAAUUAGUUUGUUUUCUCAA